This is a messenger RNA of Sycon ciliatum, 2557 nucleotides long. Its product is annotated as GMP synthase [glutamine-hydrolyzing]-like. Gene Ontology annotation, molecular function: ATP binding; GMP synthase (glutamine-hydrolyzing) activity; GMP synthase activity. Gene Ontology annotation, biological process: GMP biosynthetic process. NCBI's taxonomy places the organism in Eukaryota, Metazoa, Porifera, Calcarea, Leucosolenida, Sycettidae. The record is from RefSeq and is a predicted model, not a curated record. The transcript has 19 exons. Gene Ontology annotation, cellular component: cytosol. The coding region runs from base 95 to 2125 and encodes 676 amino acids.
CGUGUCAAACUCAGACAAUUUUCGUAUUUGUAGUGGUGGAAAUACAGGCUUCAGGAGGUUCUGUACUACGAGUUGCUGAUCUUCUUCGGCGAGAAUGGAGAACCGUGCCAGUGAAGUGGACCGCGUUGCGAUCCUCGAUGCAGGAUCGCAGUAUGGCAAGGUCAUUGAUCGUAAAGUACGCGAGUUGUGUGUGGAGACAGAGAUGCUUCCUUUGGACAUGAGCCCAGAAGAGUUGCGUAGUCGUGGAUUCAAGGGAGUCCUCAUCUCCGGAGGUCCUGGCAGUGUGUAUGCUGACGAUGCGCCGCGUGUACAUCCAGAGCUUUUCCGCUCUGGCCUACCUAUCCUUGGAAUUUGUUACGGGAUGCAGCUCAUGAACAUGGAGUUUGGCGGAAAUGUGGUGAAAGGUGGAACCAGAGAGGAUGGCCAGUUCACCAUUUCAGUGGAGCCGAAAGCGAAGUUGUUCAAGGGCAUGGAGAGUGAACAAGCUUUGCUGAUGUCUCACGGUGACUCCGUUGGUGAUAUUGCACAAGGUUUUCAUCCCAUUGCCAACUCUGGAGCUAUUGUGGCAGCUAUUGAGCAUGAGCAACUGCCCCUUAUCGGAGUUCAGUUUCAUCCAGAAGUCGACCUGUCAGUAAAUGGAAAGACUAUCCUGAGGAACUUCCUUUUUGAGGUUGCUGGCUGCAGUGGAAACUUCACCAUGAACAGUCGCCAGGGAAGUUGUAUUGCAGAAGUGCAGAGCAUCAUUGGUGACAGCAAAGUGUUGGUUUUGGUUAGUGGCGGUGUCGACUCUGCAGUGUGCGCUGCUCUGUUGAGAAAGGCUUUGAAGCCGGAGCAGGUUGUUGCUGUCCACAUUGACAAUGGAUUCAUGAGGAAGAAUGAAAGCGCCAGCGUGAUGGAGUCCUUGAAGCGGCUUGACCUUCGCUUGACCAUACAAGAUGCCAGUCAGCGAUUUUACACAUCCAAGCUGGAGGCAGCCAGUGCUGGACCGGGUGAGAUUCCUACUGACCAACUCAAUGAAACUGUGCAACCUGAGAGAAAGAGGAAAAUCAUUGGAGACACUUUUGUCCGGGUUGCAGAGGAAGUGUUGGCAUCGUUGAACCUGUCCAUCGAUGAUGUGUAUCUGGCACAAGGUACACUGCGGCCAGAUCUAAUUGAAAGUGCAUCAGCUAUGGCAUCAGGCAAAGCGGAUGCUAUCAAGACACAUCACAAUGACACGGCCUUGGUCCGGGAACUGAGGAAAAAGGGUCGUGUUGUGGAACCUCUGCGGGACUUUCACAAGGAUGAGGUACGGGCACUUGGCAAGGAACUUGGCUUACCUGAAGAUAUUGUGGAACGUCAUCCAUUCCCCGGUCCCGGCCUGGCUAUCCGUGUCCUUUGCGCUCGUGAGCCUUACACCAGUCCUCAAUUUGAUCGCACGGAGGGUAUGCUGUCAGCUAUUGUCAACUAUUCUAGUUUGACAUCUUCGGAGGCAUUGACCACUGAUCAACGUGAUUUGCUAUCACACGUGGAGUCUACAACAACGCAAGAUGAACGCGAUCGCCUGAAGGAUAUCACCGCUGCUUCCAAUCUAUCUUCUCUCCUCUUACCCAUUCGAACAGUUGGAGUUCAGGGUGAUUGUCGUACGUACAGCUUUGUUGCUGCUCUAUCUUCUGAUGAGGCACCCGCAUGGACAUCGUUAAUGUGGCUUGCAAAGCUUAUUCCAAGAAUUUGCCAUUCUGUAAACCGUGUGUGCCACGUGUUUGGGAAGUGCUCUACACAGCCAGUGAGAACGAUUACUCCAACCUACCUCACAACUCCCAACCUGGAUCUGCUGCGUGAGGCAGACCAUGCAGCGCAGAGUACAUUGCUUCAAGCAGGACUUACUCGCUCCAUCAGUCAGAUGCCUGUCGUUCUGAUUCCGGUUCAUUUCGACCGGGCUGACGGUCAAGAGUCCGUGCAGAGAUCGAUUGUUAUCCGGACGUUCAUCACCAAUGACUUUAUGACCGGCAUACCUGCGACACCAGGACAACAGCUUCCCACUCAGGUCCUGGAUAAUAUGGUCGAACAGAUUUCCGCGCUGGAAGGAAUUUCCCGAGUGCUAUUCGACCUGACGGCCAAACCACCAGGUACCACCGAAUGGGAAUGAAAACAUGUUCUAAACAGGCAUGUUGUAGCUUCUUUCCCAUUCAUUCUUCAAAGGACUUGAUAAUAGCUGGGAGAAGAAUUUAAAUCUCCAGGAUCGAAGUUCUUCAUCGCCGGUCAUACCCUUUGGGCACACUCUUCAGUGUCCAUUACAGUCAAUGGUUCUCUCAUCUCUCUCUCUCUCUCUCUCCAUGAAACCGAGUUUCUGUCAUACCAAAUUUAGUGGAUCAUACAACUAUUGCAUUGUAACUUUUUUCAAGAAGAGAUCCUUAUAGAGUGUGUGUGUGUGUGUGUGUGUGUGUGUGUGUGUGUGUGUGUGUGUGUGUGUGUGUGUGUGUGUGUGUGUGUGUGUCUGUGUGUCUGUGUCUGUGUCUGUGUGUUUGGUAUAUUCAUGUUUCUCUUUUAGCCAGACAAAUACAAUCACUAUAUCGACUGA